AUGAAUUCAGCAGUUGAAUCAUAUGUUCACUGGGCUCAUUUCAACUAUGUUAUUAUAAAAGAAGGAAAAUAUUUGCUGGAGAUACUCCAUGAUGCUAAACACGGAAUUCCAAGGAAUCCUCGUGAUUUAUACUACAAACUUCAGCAAUUCAAAUCAUCCAAACCUUUUUCAAGCCUUCGGGGAAAGAAAGUUUUAAAUCAUAAGCAAUGGCAGAUGAUAUUUCCAACAAGCACAGACGAAAUAGAUUCGUCAAAGUUCGACGUAACUUUAAUUGUGCUUUUAAUUCAAUAUUGUACGACUAUUCCAGAGCCUAGAAAUGGGUGGAGACGCCCACCAAGCGAAGAUGAUUAUAGUAUGGGAGCAUGUUUAUUGAGAUUCAAGAACUACAGAAACAAACAAGUACAUAAUGGACACAUUGGAACUAAUUUAGUGGAGAUAGAAGAAGAUUGGAAAGAACUAUGUGACAUUUUAAAGGACUUAAAUCCAAACUUUAACAGCAUUAGUUAUCGUAAAUCUUUUGACAUGUUUGUUAAAGAAUCUAUGGGGGUGCUGCAUUGCAUGUGA
Molecule: messenger RNA, 564 nt
Organism: Hydractinia symbiolongicarpus
Lineage: Eukaryota; Metazoa; Cnidaria; Hydrozoa; Anthoathecata; Hydractiniidae
Product: E3 ubiquitin-protein ligase DZIP3-like
Exons: 1
Coding region: 1-564 (187 amino acids)
Source: RefSeq, a predicted model, not a curated record